This is a messenger RNA of Macrobrachium nipponense, 2474 nucleotides long. RefSeq lists its product as uncharacterized. The record is from RefSeq and is a predicted model, not a curated record. The transcript has 3 exons. Lineage: Eukaryota; Metazoa; Arthropoda; Malacostraca; Decapoda; Palaemonidae. The coding region runs from base 193 to 933 and encodes 246 amino acids.
GGAAUGAAAAUGCUAUUAACCAUUCAGAGCUUAUAGUUACCACGUCCUUUCCCAGUGACCACCUGGAGGUUGAUUACCAGAUUAACACUGUGAUUAAGAUCUUAUCGUUAUCGGGAGGAAGAGGCGCUUCCUUCUCUGGCUACAUUCUAAGUUCUAAGUCUUGAGCGGUGCUAAGAACUCUCUCAAUCGAAGAUGAUUUCCAAGUUAGUGCCUCUCGGCCUAGUCGUGGCCUCCUUGUUUAUGGGAUGCUCGACGAAUAACGCCACCGACUUAGACUACGAGGACGGGUCUAUGUUCGACGAUGAGGGGCGUCUCUUCGUCAUUCCCGUCGGCGCCACUGGAACCCCGACGGGCCUCGGUCUGUUCAAUUUCACGACCUUGGCAGCCUUGCUCUCGGUGCUGGCCUCCGGACUCCUCACUCUCUUAGGUCUAGCUGCUCUUGGGAUCCUCAUAGGGUCUAUCUUUUGGGGCUAUGGAACUGGAUACGGUUCCGGCUACGGAGGCUCCGGAUAUGGUGGUACAGGAGGAGGCUAUGGCGGAGGGCAAUCCUCCUACUCUAGUUACAGACGAUCCUUCGACCCCUACGCCAUUGACUGGGAAAAGUUCUCCAUCCUCGACUGGAUCGCCAUCGGAGAGGAGACCUGGAGGAAAUUCGACCCAGCUGACCUCGAGUGCCAGAAGCGACUCAUCUGUGAAAUCCACCAGAACACCUCACGGUUCGGAACCACCGCUGCUCGCCUGGUCGAUCUCUUCAGCUACCUCCAGUACGCCGAGGUCCUGUCGCUUCCGGACGAGAUAAAGGCUCUAAUCGAGGAAUACAACGACGCGGCAGAUCGGGGUCGCACCUUGCAAAAAGACUGCGGCGAGAUAUACAGCACCUGCGACUUCUCGGUCAAGACCAUCAUAGACAAGUAUUCGCAUAACGAGAUCUAGUUUCAGCCUCCGGAGAUGUCACGGGUGGCGAGUGUCCUCGAGUUCUUGCUGGAGUCCCUCCAACACGAGCCGCGAAAAGUGGGAUAUUUUUGUCUCACGUUCUCUCACAGGGGUGGCGUCUGAGGCCCUCAAAGAACUGCAGCUCUGUUCAUAGCAACAACAGCAGCUAUCAGUUUCACCAAGAGCCCCAACCUCCAAGAAAGGACUCCAACUGCCACCACCCCAGUCGCCCGGUGACGAUGCCCCUAUGUUCGUUCGACCGCUAGAUUGUGUCUUUAAGAUAAAUGCUCUGUUGUUGUAUUUUGUAUUUAAUUUUUUUUGUUAUUUUGUAUUUAAUAUAAUUUAUUGACUGUGAUGACUGGCCAAACUGAGUGACUGAACCACCGCCAUAAGACUCACGACUCACCCCUGAAAUCUACGACUCGGUGACUACAUCAUCAAUAUUAUUAUGACCGGUUCUUUGUUAUUCUUUGUAAAUAUGACCUUCUUGCCUUUCACAUAAAUAACCUCAUUGACAACGACUUUGACUCUGCAUGACACCUUUCCACCAACAGCCUCACUGGCCCCUAACUCCACACCCCCCCUAGACCUCUUAGACGCCGUGUCCCUGACACUCAAAGACAAGACCCCCUUCAGAAUUUAGCGUCCCUGACAUUCCAUGAUGGGGAAAUAUGAAAGAUAACAAACGACAUUUGAACUUGGACGAACGACGAAAGCCAGACAUUUACAGCUAACACCAAAAUUACUCGACGCUUGACCUCAAUGUCAUCCAAGUGCAUAUCUUGCCUUUAGGCUGACUUUCGACGUGAUUUUAUGAUAAUCCCAUAAUGACGAAUAACCUGCAGACUUCCAGCAAAAUAAUUGAUGCUGUUUUGACAAAUCUGACUCAUAGCAGACACACUAGACUUAAUACCAGUUGGAACCAGAUUGAGACACGUGACUACAAGCAUCUUGUGGACUGACUAGGCCUCCUCUUAUGUAUAUGUUUAUACGUGUGUAUCCAUAGUGACUGUAUAGGUUUGUACAGACAGAGAUUUAUAGAGUACCUAUUUUUAUCAAUAAUGAUUCUGUUUUUCUUUUGACGUGUGAAACCCUCGUGACGUAAAAUAAUUCAGGACUCGCUCAUUUCCUGUACAAGGGAAAUGCAUUCUGGGGACAACUGCAGGUUUAUGGACCUGCAGAAAUCCAUCUUAUUUUUUUUCUUAAAUCUUCCUUGGCCUCUUUCAAGACAUUGUAGACGGACAUCUUAACAGACAUAUUUUAAUGCAUUUACACCUACAAUGCAGUGGUACACUUGUACUAUAUACACGUACGGUACACAGUACUCCCCUGCCAGUAUUUGUAAAAUCUUUUCUCGUGAAUUUGUUCAAUUUUUUGUGUCUUUCUAACAAUCACGUAUAUGUAAACAUUUUUGUGUUUCUGUAUCAUCAUACAUACUAGGUAUUUAUGUUCUUGUACAAAAAAGAUAGAUUUAUAUUCUUGUCGUUUUUAUAUUUCCAGAAAAUGGUGUCUGAAGGCUAAUUAAAUUAUUUUCAAAAGAU